CUGCUAAUGACUGCUAAUGAUAGAAAAGUGAAAUAAAUCAUUGUAGAUCGAAGUGGAACAAAUGUUUGAGAACCCACUGAGAAAUGGGAUCAUUCAUCGGACCAACUGUGCAACGUGUUGGAUUAACGUUCGUCGAGUCGAUGUAGAAAUGUCAGAUUGAACGGAGCAAAACAAACAAGACGAUAGACACCUUAUAAAAGAACGAACUCAACUUUGUACAAGAUUUGUGUGAAACGCAAUGCUAUACGAUGACUAAAGGAUUCCUAAUGGUAUUCAUAACCCUCCUGGAGUUGAUUUCCGCAGGAGCAAAUAAUGGCUGUAGUAAAUUGGAUGCUUGCCGAUGUGAGUACCAGGAUGGAAACGGAAUCGAUCUGAGCCAGAUACAAACGAAAUCAGAUCGGUAUAUGACAACAACAGACCCAAAAACUCAGGACCGGUAUUACUUUCAUCCUUGUUGGAAUAUAAAGUAUAUAGAUACAUCGAAUGAAACGGAUUGUGCUAAAGGAAACGGUUAUACGUUGUGCCGAUUUUACAAUGAAAGUCAGAGCUAUCAGAGACUAGGCUCUGUUGAAUCCAGUACUUUCAGUACGCAGGAAGAUGGUGGAAAAUAUUUAGUUUACAAAUCCGAAUCCAGAAUUACCACAAUUCAGCUUUUAUGUUUGAAAUUCGAUAACUCGUACAUCUAUGUUGACCAGGAACACAUUACGAAGGAAGAAAAUCAAACGAAACUACUGCUUUUCUCGCCGUAUGCUUGCAUUACUACAAUCGAAGAGAUCAACCAUUCAAGUGUGGGCCAAGUGUUACUCAUAAUGUUUUUCACUGGCACCUUCACGUACUUCCUGAUUGCCUCCAUUGUUCGCUUCAUGUAUUUCGGCGCACGAGGAAUUGAAGUUAUUCCUAAUCUAGACUUCUGGAAAGAUCUUCCGGGACUAGUGCGGGACGGCGUGAAUUUCCUUCGAGAUGGUUGUCGCGUCGAGCGGUCACCCGAUCCAGAUUCUUACGAUGCCAUCUAGGUAGGAUUGACUCGCGAAAUGAAUUCUGUAAAUUGAUCACUUAAGAUUAAAUUUAGUAAACCGAAUUUUAGUUAAACCAAAAAAAUUCAUGCGAAAUUAUUAAUCGUAUUUCGUGAGUGUGAGUGUCGAAAAACAAUGUUUCUAUUUCCUAGAAACUAAUAAAUGAAUAUAAAAGUGAUGUUAUUGUAUAUAUAAUUCGAUGAUCGGCUACUAUUCUAUUGAGUUGUGAGACUUGUUCAGUCCAAUGUUGGCAAGGGGCAAUUUAAAAUCCUACCCUUAGUUGAUAAACGCAAAGGAUUUUUUUUGCGUGAACACUACCGUUCAUUAUUAUUUAAUUUGUUUUCUACUACUUCACAUUAUUGCCAAGACCAUAAUCUUUCCCGCAUCGAAAGAAAUUUUAGAAAAAAUAAAGAACUAUGCAAUAAUAAUUUGCAAGAAAAAAUGAACAUAGGAAAAACGUCAUUAACAGACCGUUUGUUUUGUUUACCAUUCUUGAUCUGUUUUAUUUUCCUCUUAGUAUUGCUAAAGUCAGGAUAACGAUUUCACAAUGUGACAAAACAGUACCAUAAUUUAAAAUAUUUUAAGUCGGUCGUCAUAGAAUGUGUGAAUCACACUAUUAGAAAACUGUAAAUCUAUAUUUCAGACCAUCUGUAAUCUGCAUGUAACGAACCUUGGUCCCAAAUUUAUCGGAAAAAUCUGUAUAUGUGACAACCGUGGGUAUAAUGCCUCAAACGCUCAGGUCGUGGACCAGCAGCAACAGGAAACUGAAUGUUGGAUUAAAUUUUAAAGGGUGAUUUUUUUGCUGCUAUCUUUCUGGCAACACUAUUUUUGACAGAUCACGCGUGAGUAGUGUCUUGUGUCAUUGGCAGUUUGGUCUAUAAUUUAAUCACGAAUCGUCAUUUGGUCUACAAUAUAAUCAUGAAUGGGCGCUGGCAAAUUUAGGGGAAGAUUCACUUUUUUUUUAGCUACCGAUUCAACUAAAAAAAGUCACAGUUUGGUAUGGACUAUGGGCCGGUUAAAUUAUUCGUGAAAUACUGGCCGAAAUGUUUGAGAGAGUGUGCAAAAAUUGGACCUCACGCAUGGGCAAUCUAAAGCAGAGCCGCGACCAACAUUUGCAUGAAAUUAAACACUAUAUUCUAUUUAUC
Malaya genurostris is the source of this 2158-nucleotide messenger RNA. RefSeq lists its product as uncharacterized. Bases 249 to 1013 code for a protein of 254 amino acids. The record is from RefSeq and is a predicted model, not a curated record. Gene Ontology annotation, cellular component: trans-Golgi network. The transcript has 6 exons. NCBI's taxonomy places the organism in Eukaryota, Metazoa, Arthropoda, Insecta, Diptera, Culicidae.